Empidonax traillii (willow flycatcher) is the source of this 2063-nucleotide messenger RNA. RefSeq names its product proline rich coiled-coil 1 (gene PRRC1). Gene Ontology annotation, molecular function: protein kinase A regulatory subunit binding. Gene Ontology annotation, cellular component: cytoplasm. The record is from RefSeq and is a predicted model, not a curated record. Gene Ontology annotation, biological process: activation of protein kinase A activity. NCBI's taxonomy places the organism in Eukaryota, Metazoa, Chordata, Aves, Passeriformes, Tyrannidae. Bases 150 to 1487 code for a protein of 445 amino acids. The transcript has 9 exons.
GGUGACGGUGGCCGCGCCGGCUGCGGGAGGUGUGGGGGGUGCGGGGCUCCUUCCUCGUGUCCUGGCCCGGCGCGUCGUUCCAGCGGCUCCUGCGCUCCCCGUGCGGACACCGCCGUGCUCCGAGGCGAGCUUUGUGUAGCUGAAGGAAAAUGAUGGAAGAGAGUGGAAUAGAGACAACUCCACCUGGCACACCCCCACCAAGCUCAGCAGGGGCUGAUGCUGCUACAACACCUGUGUCAUUAGCUUUGUCCAGUCCCCUUUCUAAACCAGGCGUGUCCUCUUCUCCUGCAUAUUCACCACCCUUGCCAGCUGGAUCAUCUUCAGUUCCUCCUCCUCUUCCUUCCGCUCUGAUGACUUCGUCUUCUCUCCCACCUGUGCCUCCUGCAACGGUUUCUUCUCUUGCACCAUCUCAAGGUCCUGCCCUACCUCUUGCUUCCCCUUUAACCUCUAGUACCUCUGUGUCCCAGUUCUUUGGUCCUUCUGCAUUAAGCUCUACUGCUGGCGCUGGCCUUCCUGCACCUCCCACUGGUCCCCCCAUUUCAGGAUUUUCCAUGUCUUCAGCCUAUGAUAUCACCAGGGGUCAUGCUGGUCGAGCACCACAGAGCCCACUGAUGCCAUCAUUUUCUGCACCUCCAGUCACAGGAGGUGUUUUAGAUGAUCCCAUCUCUCAACAAACAACUUUCUCAUCAUCUUUGUCUCCUGGGAGUGGCUCUGCAAUCACUUUUCCUGAGGAGCAUGAAGACCCCAGAGUAUCUACUGCCCAUGGUGGAGCACCUGCUGGAGGGCUGUGGGGGUUUAUAAAGGGUGUAGCUGAGAAUCCCAUGGUGAAGUCUGUUCUUGAUAAAACCAAAUAUUCAGUGGAGACCAUGAUCACAACACUGGAUCCUGGCAUGGUUCCCUAUAUCAGAACUGGGGGAGAACUGGACAUAGUAGUCACUUCUAAGAAAGAGGUAAAAGUGACAGCAAUACGGGAUGCCUUUCAAGAAGUCUUUGGAAUGGCUGUUGUUACUGGAGAGGCUGCACAGUCUAACAUUGCACCCCAACCUGUGGGCUAUGCUGCAGGUUUAAAAGGAGCACAGGAAAGGAUAGACAGCUUGCGUCGGACAGGAGUCAUCCAUGAGAAACAGCCUGUUGUAUCCGUGGAAAACUUCAUUGAGGAAUUGCUUCCUGACAAGUGGUUUGACAUUGGAUGUCUGAUUAUUGAGGAUCCAGUUCAUGGAAUUCACCUGGAAGCAUUCACCCAAGCAACACCAGUGCCUUUGCAAUAUGUUCAGCAGGCCAAGAGUCUCACUCCUCAGGACUAUAAUCUAAGAUGGUCAGGCUUGUUGGUGACCGUGGGCGAGGUGCUGGAGAAGAGUGUCAUGAAUGUGAACAGGACGGACUGGCACUUGGUGUUCACGGGCAUGUCCCGCAAGCAGAUGAUCUACAGCGCGGCCAAGGCCCUGGCAGGGAUGUACAAACAGCAGCUGCCACCCAUGAGCGUGUGAGAGGGGCUGGUCUGUCACACCAAGGAGUACUGGGCUUGGUUCUGGAGUUGAUGUGAAGGCUACACGCUUUUAAUUCUCAGUGGAUGCAACAUGGAUUUGUAAUCUUAACUCUAAACUGUUUCUACUUUUGAAGAAGCAAAGGUGAUUUCCAGUAGUGGAAGUGAGCAAUUGCGGUUUUUAGCUAUUAGAUGAUUUCCAGUAUGAUUCACAAAGCAGGAAAUUGAGACAAAUGUAUAUUUAUGACUGGUACAAGUAGCAUUACAAUUUUUUAAGUGGAACAUGCUAUGAUUUGACACAUUAGUAGGCAUUUGCUGAGAUGCUUUAGUUAGUAUACUUUUGAAAGGGGAUAUCUGUUUAGGUAUUUCUAUUAUAUUAAUAAUAUAAACAUGUUGACAGCAAAACACGUAUGUUAUAUAGGUGCAUUUCAAUCCAGAGAUACUACCUUCUGUAUUACAUGUUUUAGUGGGGCACAUAUUUAGGGGAUACUUAACACCUCAUGGGUUUGGUGUCUGUAUAUAGUUCUCAGGAGUGAUGCCAAGUAGUUUCUACAGCACAUAACAGUGAGGUGCUGAAGAG